This is a messenger RNA of Paramuricea clavata, 28810 nucleotides long. Lineage: Eukaryota; Metazoa; Cnidaria; Anthozoa; Malacalcyonacea; Plexauridae. The record is from the annotation of a GenBank genome assembly.
AUGGCUUCGGAGAAAACACAGUUACUGCUGCCAUCUGGGAAGCAUGAUACGCCUGCUCCUGACAUCGGAUUUGCACCUGCAGAUGAGUAAGUUCAUGUUUCCUCUUUUCAAUUAUAAAUUUGUACUGGACUGACCACAACCUCGCAAGCCAGGGUCUUUUCUUCCUCACGGCGCUGCUGUAGCGCCGUGCGGAAGUAAAGACCCUGGUUUGCGAGGUUGGACUGAGCACUGUGUCGCUUAUUUCAACUGGGGUCCGACAUGAUCAGUACAAAUUCAUUGUAGGUCGCAACGUCUUCUAACAACCAAAUUUUUUUUUAAUUUCUUGCAGAAAACAUGAGAAAAUUUCCAUGGUGCCAUUUAAACAAUUGGUAUGUUGUUAUCUUGGUUGCAUUUCCAUAACGUCUUACCACUGUCAUCUUUAAGUUUAAUACUGUACCAUUCAUGUCAGUGAUAUCAUCAUCAUGGAGUGACGUUAUCACAUAAUGACGUCAUAAUCUUCGAGUGACGUCAUUGCCACCAUUGUAAAGUGAUGGCAUCACCAUUAUCAUAGGUGUCAUCAUCAACACAAUUAUAAAGUGACGUUAUCAAUUCGUUAUAUUGAUAUUACCAUCAUAAUUAUAACGUCAUCACAAUUAUCAUGAAAAAGGUCAUCUUCAUAAUGUGACCUUGUCACUCUUGUUACAGAAUGACGUCAUCCUCAUUCUCAUAAAAUGUCGUCAUCAGUACAAUCAUGACAUGACGUAUUUACGAUCAACAUAAAGUGACGUCAUCAACGUCAUAAUCGAGUGACGUCAUCAGCUUCGUCAGACAUGACGUUAUCCCAUUAUAAAAUGACGUGAAAGCCCGUGACAUUAUCUAACUGGCUAACGUCUCAAUCACAUCAUAGAGCCUAUAUUAUAUUAUGCACACCAACGUAUCUUACAAUCACAUCCCACUUUUGUUUCCUUACAGUUCUGUUUCCGCGACAACGUUGAUGUUAUCCUCAUGAUCUUGGGAACAUUUGGAUCUAUAGCUUAUGGUGUUCUAACUCCCACACAAUUUAUCCUCAUGGGAUCGGUCACAGAUGAUUUUGUAGAUUUUGUCCAGUGUCUACGAACGAACUGCACAAAUCCAGUUGAUCUCGAGGACAGCAUGACAUCCGUAUGCUUGUGGUACGUUGCGUUUGCCUUUCUGAAUCUCUUGUUUGCCUGGAUGGGACUAGGACUUUGGGGCCUGACCGCUGAGAGACAAGUCCACAAAAUGAGACUAGCAAUGUUCAGAAAUAUCAUCCAUCAGGAGAUUGCUUGGUUUGAUACUCAUCCAAGUGGCGAGCUGGGAACUAGACUUACAGAGUAUGUAUUAUAGUACAGAGGCCUGUUGGAUCUUAGGAGGAUUUCUAUCAGUUCUAAACUGGAUCUUCGGUGGCGCAUUCGUCUGAGCAAGUGCCUUUCACCUUGUGGGUUCGAUCCUCAUAUCGGACUAAUAACACUUAUGUGAAAAGAGUCCGUCAACGCUCUACCGAAAGUCGUGGGUUUUCUCUGGGUACUCCGGUUUCCUUCCACAGGGAAUGUUGACAGGGUGGGUUGGGAUUAUCCCCCUAACUGACCCUUCCAUCGUAGCUGUUCUCCGUGAUCAGACAUGAGUCAUAAGGUGACUGCCAGAGGCGCCCUUAGAAAGCCUUCGACUCGAUCAGGUUAAGGUUACAGAACACCUUUGAGUGUUAAUUUUGCCUAAAAUCUUUUUAUUGGUUUCCAUGAAAGCAUCAGACUAGUUAGUUCUACUAUCUGACCAAGUUUGAACGAAAAAUGUUGAAAACUCGCAGAGUUAUUUAAUAAAAUACAUUUCGCUGCAAUAAGAAAAACAUUGAAAAUGUAAUAUUCAAAUUCAAUUUUCUCCCGAAAAAGUUUACGGUAAUUACUGAUUUUCAAACGAGUUGUGCUCCUGCGGGUUUUAACCAAUUUUUCUCAAAUUUUCACAGGACAUAGCUAAAGACGUCAGUUUCAAAAUUGUGUUCGGCUUUUUUUUAAUUUUGGAUAUUUUAAAAAUAAAGAGCAAUUCACUCAAACAAUUCAGAAAUAUAUUGCAGUCGUCAAAGAAAUCGCCAUAUCAGCGGAAUGACGAAAUAAACAAAAAUUUCCGAACACAAUUUUUUAGAACAACUAUUUUACUGUAUAAAAAUGAUAUUUUCGUAAAUAUAACUUAAAACCAGCAGGAGCAUAACUCAAAAGCGUAACGGUACCGCGAUUUAAGAUUUUCCUGAAUAAUUCUUACAUUAUUUUAUUGUUUAUUAAUUUUACAACUUUACCAUAUUUUGCAUGCACUGGAGAACAUUUGGUAAAAAUUUGAUGAAAAUGGGACUGAUAUUGAGCGCGCAGUAGCGAUUUUCCUCAAAACGCAAAAAAAGGUGUCCUGUAACCUUAAAUUAAGCUGCGUCCUUCGCAAUUCAGCUCUCAACUGCAACAUAGAUUGGGAAAUGAAUAGAUGACUCACUCCUUUGAUGUUUUUGACGCUGCCGGCACCCACGCAUGUUCUUGCCAGAGUAAUGGCGGCCCAGCAAGAACUAUAAUAAAAUGUAUUGUGAAAUUUACAUCGGUGCUACUAAAUCCUGUAUUUUUAUAAUUCUGAUUUAUUUUUCCAUUCAAACCCCCGAAAGUGGAAAAAUACAGGAUUUAGUAGCACGGAUGUCAAUUUCACAAUACAUUUUAUUAUAGUUCUUGCUAGGCCACCAUUACUCUGGCAAGAACAUGGGUGGGUGCCGGCGGCGUCAAAAACAUCAAAGGAGUGAGCCAUCUAUUCAUUUCCUAAUCUACGACUGCAAGUUAUAAGGAUUAUUAGCACACCCCAAAUACUUACUAUAUAAACUGUGGUAUCCUGAUAUAUGGUCAUCAAUAAAGGUCAUCUCCCUGUUUAUCCAGUUUAGUAUAGAAAGAAGCCUAAACUGAACUACAGUGGUUAAUACGGUCAAGCUCUUGGCGUUUUUCAGGGACAAAAAUAAAUGGCCGCAAUAAAGAGGGGUAUCAACGAGGUGGCCGUAAGGUGGAGUUUCACUGUAACUUCCUAUAUAUUACCUGGAAAAUAUAUCAGUUCUUCUCAGAUGUCCACAUCUAGGGUUCUGUAGAAGCAAACUGUGCGGUGUACCCAGGGGAAUCCUUCGGUGUAGAAAGCACUCUUCAUACAUGCAACUGAGGCAAAAUGAUAAGCAUAUACACGCGUAAAAACCUCACAUCUUGUUGCAAGUCUGCCACCAAACCGUCAACAAGUUGUGUUCGCACUGCUUGUCCUAAGUUGUCAACAAGUUUGGAACAAUCUGUGAACAGCUUGUAACAACCUUGUUGAUAUUAUCAGACUUGUUGCAAGGUUGUUCCAACAGGCCCGAUACAGUCAUGAUAUAACAAUAUUGUUACAACCGUGUGUCGCCGACCUUGUAACAUUCUUGUUACAUCAUGACUGUCUCAAACGUGUUACAACAACCUUGUGACAAGUCUGAUAAUGCCAUCAAGCUUAUUAUAAGUUGUUAACAGCUUGUUUCAAGCUUGUUCCAACAACUGGGAAUAAGCAGUGCGAACACAACUUGUUGACAGCUUGUGAACAGAUUUGUAACAACUUGUUUGCAGACUUGUAACAACUUGUGCGUUUUUAUAUGUGUAUACCACAUAUACAUACCAACAUUUCACGUUUUCUUUCAGAGAUUUAAAUAAGCUCGCCGAUGGCAUAGGCUCAAAAUUUGGUCGACUUAUCUUUAGCUUUUCUGCAUUCUUUGCGGGAUAUAUUUUGGGAUUUUGCUAUUUAUGGAAACUGGCGUUGGUUAUGAUGGCAGUGUUACCUAUUGUAGCACUAAGUGGCGGAGUAUUAGCAAAGGUAAUGUGCGAACUAGACAAAACGGAGUAUACUUUAUGUUGAACUGUCUUUGCCAGUGCAGGUAUUCCAAUAAAAUGAACAAGCUUUUCGUUGGUAAGAAUGCAACUGCUUGAAAAUAUAUAAUGAGAAUUUGACAUUUCGAGCGAAGGCCUUUCGUCUGGAGUUUUCCUUAUCGUCGAAAUUUUCCUUCUAUAUUUUCAGGUAGUUGCAUCCAUAUCAACGAAAGCUUGUUCAUAUUUUUUAUCUUAUUUUAACAAAAUUCAACAAAAAAAAUGUAGCCAUCAGACACAAAAAAGGAUUCACCAGCUCAUUGUAGAAUACUAUCUACAAUGGAACACUACCUUUACAAACAAACAAACAAACAAACAAACAAACAAACAAACAAACAAACAAACAAACAAACAAACAAACAAACAAACAAACAAACAAAACAAACAAACAAACAAACAAACAAACAAACAAACAAACAAACAAACAAACAAACAAACAAACAAACAAAACAAACAAACAAACAAACAAACAAACAAACAAACAAACAAACAAACAAACAAACAAACAAACAAACAAACAAACAAACAAACAAACAAACAAACAAAUGGAACCUACAAGACAACACGACAACAAAGUAUUCAACUCCGUUGUAGAUUAUCGGUGGUUUUGCUGCAAAAGAACUUGCUGCCUACUCGAAAGCCGGGAGUGUAGCUGAACAAAGUAUUUCUUCGAUCAGAACUGUCGCUGCAUUUGGUGGAGAGGCAGAACAAACUAAAAAGUAACGUAUAAUUUAUGUUGUGUUGAAAGUAUGUCAGAUAAGUUUGAUUGAAAAUUCAGGUAACAAUCGUAUGUGAUAUCGGGGAAUAACUAGCAUUCAAUAUUAUAUUCAGGUUAAUAGUGGUAUAAGUGUAGCAUCAGAGCCGUUACUAAGAUAAUUGUUUGACAACAUUUUUUUUUUUGACAAAAUUUUGACAGUCAGGGGUGAAAGCAGUGCACGACCAGCAGUACUUAAAGACUGUACAGUAUAUAUAAUUUCGUUUCGUUUUAGGUACGACAUUCAUUUGACUAAGUCUUGUAAAUUUGGAAUAAACAAAGGAUUUGGAAUCGGUAUUGGAAUGGGAAUAUUUCAAGUAACUACUCUUGGAAACUACGCUUUCUCUUUGUGGUAGGAUAUUUUUAGUCACCGUGGACCUGAAUAUUUUAAAGCAAAUUAUCCAAGUCAAUGUUAGAAAUGCGACUAGUCUCUUUUUCUUUCAUCCACUAUGGUCCAAAUUGCAUGCAAAUUAUAGUAUAUGCCCUAAUUUAUACCGUAGUAAUCCAACUAUAAAUAUUCGUCAUUUUUACUAAAUAUUCCUUCGACUGGUGAAAAAUAUUUCUUGUAUUUUUAGGUAUGGUGUAAGGUUGAUCAGAGAUGGUGAUGCAGAACCAGGCGAUGUUGCUAGUGUAUGUAAUGUUAUGUAUGCUUGGUUAUUUUCCUUCUAUUUUCUGUCUGCUCCGUUGGACUAAUCAGACAUAAUCCUUGCUGGACUUUUAAGAAGAACUGUUUUGAAAUGACAGAGAUAUCCGGUAUAAAUAAAAUUAGAAUUUGAUGUACAGUGGCGGUAAAAGAUCAAGGAUCUCUCUUUCUUUCCAGGUGUUUUACAUGGUAAUGUUGGGUUCAGUAAUGGUAGGACAAGGAGCUCCCUGCAUGGAAGCCUUGGCGGCUGCCCGAGGCGUCGGCUAUACCAUCUUCAAUAUCAUCGAGAGAGUAAGAAUCUUUUUAUUUUGUUAUAGCUUUGACUCGGGUGUAACUGAAUUUAAUUCGCAUUUGACCACCAAGUUUGAGAUAUCUUUUCCAGGUAGUGCAGAUACAAGCCAUGCCAGUUUAUUGUAAGAUUACCUGCACUGGUAGUUUACACACCGAACCACUGCAUCAUAUUGUAGAAUACACUUCUCUACCUUAGACCCUCCCAAGGGAAUAUAUAGGCCCGUUUACACUUGCAAUUUCUCCUGCGAUUUUAGGUGCGAUUUUCUUCUUCUGAUGCAUGUGAACGAGUGAGAUGGCUUGUGAAUGCUCUGAUUAUAUGUACGCUCAUCUGAACAUUCAUAACUCAUCCACUCGUUCACAUCCAUCAGAAGAAGAAAAUCGCACCUUAAUUAAAUCGCAGCAAAAAUUGCAAGUGUGAACGAACCUUAUCAAUACUUAUAAUUGACCAUGCCCUAAAGAUACCAUUGUUUUAAUAUUUAGAACUCUGCAAUCGACCCAUCAUCUGCUGCGGGCAUGAAACCAGAUGUCAUAGGUGAUGUGGAGUUUCGAGAUAUUGAUUUCGUCUAUCCUUCAAGACCUACUGUGCAGGUAAUGCAGAUAUUAUGAUUUUUCAAAAUCUGGUUUACGGCAAGUAUGGGGUUGGGUCUGAAAUAUGUAUAUAAUUUUCGCAAUUUCCAUCUACAAAAAGCUUUCAACAUCAUAUUUCCUGACGACGGCUCUGAUGUACUAAUAUAUAAUCUUCUUUACCAGAUUUUAAAAGAUUUCAGUCUGAAAGUUCCACAUGGUAAACGUAUUGCUCUUGUCGGAGAAAGUGGCUGUGGGAAAAGUACUGUCGUUAAACUUAUCUCCAGAUUUUAUGAUCCUCAAAAAGGCUCGGUAAGUCUGCUCAGCUUAUAUAUGUUGAAGUUUUUAGCCUGACCUAUCCGUCUACGUGUAAAGCCGUAUUGAUCAUGUGUUGUAUAAUUUUGUGAUGUAGCUUUGUUAAAGUUUAUAACCCGGUCUCUAUUGUUUUACAAUGUCAAUGUAAUGUGUAGGUAGGACUUAAUUUGGGACUCCUCAGUCCUGUUGUCUACACCUUCAAUCGUUUUGUUGAUUGUGAGGUUUAUAAGGAAAUAAAUUUGUAGCGCAAACUACGAAUGUAUGUGUAUGGUGCAGCUACCUGAAAAUGUAAAAAUAAAUUCGACGUUUCGUACAAAGGCCUGCACCCUAUGCACCCUGUGACUCCGAAACAGCGUCUGUUUUCCCUGCUAUUCUGAUUUCUCCAGCAGUAACACCAGGUCAAUAUUAAAGUGAGACUCGUUUGCAUGUGACCCUGUAAAAAGAACAGUUUAGAACUGGUGGAACAAUCCAUGAUAAAUAAAAUGAGUUUAGUUCAUGUUUCCUCCUAUAAUGAGACCGUAUAUCAAGAACUGAACCUCCAGUAAAAAACCCGUUCAGAACUGAUAUAGGGCUAUUUGGUAUUAGAAUAGGGUUAGUUUAAUUUUAGUAUACUUGUCGCUUUUCUUUCAGGUUUUACUUGACGGCAAGAACAUAAAAGAUAUAAAUGUCAGUCACCUUCGAAGUCAUAUUGGUGUAGUGAAUCAAGAACCAAUUUUAUUUUCAACAACAAUUGCUGAAAACAUCGCAUACGGUCGAGAAGGAGUCACGCAACAAGAAAUUGAGAAAGCCGCCAGGGCUGCAAAUGCUCACAGUUUUAUCUCACAGUUUCCAAAGGUAACAGAACUUGAUAGUUUUGGACUGCUGCAAUUGCUUGGUUUCAGUUAGGAAAUUGCAUUUUCAAGUCUUGUUUUUCCAUGCACUAGGGUUAUGAAACGCAAUGUGGUGAACGUGGUACACAAAUGAGCGGUGGUCAGAAACAAAGGAUUGCCAUAGCGCGAGCUUUAGUAAGGAAUCCCAAGAUAUUAUUGUUAGACGAAGCCACGUCUGCCUUGGACUUCGAGAGCGAAGCUAUCGUACAAGAGGCUCUGGAUAGAGUAAGUGGUAUUUCAAGUGAUAAACCUUGUAAGGAAAAGCCUUCAAGUACUACUACAUAUGACGACACGAACUAACAUCAUUUUCUCACUCAGAUUACUGCAGGUCGCAGGGUUCGUAGCGGUCUUUGAAAUACUUGAAAGUCUUUAAAUUUGAAUGCAGGUCUUUAAGGUCUUUGAAAAGUCUUUAAAUUGUGUGAAAAAGCGAAGAAAGCCUUUAAAUUAUUUAGUGAUUAUUUGAUUAUAAGUAUUAUACGAUUUCCUAGCUAAUAAAAGAGAUUGAUUGAAGCAAGAUUUUCGCAAAUAUCGACGAAAAAGUGCAUUUUAGGAUGUGAUUUGACGGGUUUACUUGGUAAAAAUGGUGCUAAUACAUCGCAAUUUUUCGACACCUGAUUGCUCUCAAAGGUCUUUGAAAUGUCUUUGAAAAUAGGCAGAAAAAAACUUUGAAAGUCUUGGAAUUUUUUCGGUCUUGGAGACUACGAACCCUGAGGUCGGCUAGACGUUGUGCCACUAACUUUGUGAUUGUAUGUUUUACAAUAUGCGUUUAGGCAGGCGAAGGUCGUACAACAAUUGUGAUAGCACAUCGUUUAUCAACAAUCAGAAAUGCUGACAUUAUAGUAGUUGUGAAGGAAGGUCACAUGGCGGAAACUGGAACUCAUGAAGAGUUGAUGGCGAUACCGAAUGGAAUUUACAAAACUCUCGUCAGAUUUCAGGUGUGACAAGAAAACUCAGUGUAUUGCAGACAAGUCUGAGGAGAAUGUAGUGCUUUGAGCUAAACCGUACUGCAUAGCUGUACCAGUUUGAAACUGUUCUCUAAGGAUCAUCCUUAUUCAUCUAUUGUGAUACAGGAGGAAAACUAACUGAACUAACUUUACUUAUACUAGAUAACUGUAUAAGUUCUAAACUGCUUUCCCUGGAGGUUGUAUAAGAGCCAUCCCUUAUUAUUGGUUCAAUGUUACUGCAGGAGAAAUCCGGGGCACUUAUGGUAAACCUACUAUGUCUGGUAGGAAACAUUCUUCUCACAUGUGAAAUUAUAAUCUGCUUGUGAACAGAAAGCUGUAGAUGACAGAUCUUAUAAUGAAAGUGAUGAUGUAGAAGAUGAUGUAGAAGAAGCCAAUGAACCUUUUCAACUUGAGGAAGGUAAUGUGUUCAAGGUUUUUCUUUGAUAUUUGGUUGAAUGGCAGAAAGAAUUCAUUCAGCUGCGAAGGAUAAUAAAUUGUCCACUGAGACUCCUGUUACAGAAUAAUAAUUGUAAUUACACCACUUUUUGAAUCGCUAUUUUAGUGGAUGGUGUGUUUGAACUUGGAUCAUUCACAUGCAGCAGCAGUGUUGAUGGGCACACCAAGACAAUUGUGGUAAGAAGGUUUGGGGAGAAGAGAGAGGAUGAAAAGAAGCAAGGAUCGGCAGAGGAGAAGAAAGUGAAAAAGAAUGGAAGGAAGGAGGGGAGGGAGGGAAGAAAGGAAGGAAUGGAGGAAGUAAAGAGGAAGGGAAGGGAAGGGAGGGGGGAAGAAAGGGAGGGGGCAAGGAAGGGGGAGGAAAGCAAAAGAAGAGGGAGUAAAGGAUGGGUAAGAGAGGAAGGAAACGAGAAUGGAAGGAGGGGAAAAACACAAGACAAACGGGAGGUAGAGAAAAGCAGGAAGGGAAGGAAGAAGACAGGGGCGAAAGAGGGAGGGAGAAGUGAGGAGGGAAGAGAGGAAGGGAGGGGAACAUGGACAAACUGACGAAUGAGGAUAAAUUGUGCGAGAAAUGUAUGAGAAAAAGAAUAUGGUUCAGAAGGACAUAAUUAAUUACAUCUAUUUUCAGACAGAGGAAGGUGAGGCUGUAAAACCGAUGUCGUUUUUCAAAAUCUUGAAAUAUAAUGCGCCCGAAUUCUGGUACAUUGUGAUUGGCUGUUUCGGUAGUGCAUUGUUUGGAUCGAAUCCUUGUGUCUAUGGCAUUGCCAUAGGAGGCGUGUUUGAGGUUCGUUCAUUUGACGUUUGUUACUUCUGUAUUUUCUUCGCUUUGGAUGGCCAUUGUAGGUAGAAUUCCACAAUAAGCUGCUGUAGUUCGUUUCUGAACUAUCUGAAAAAGAUAUUUCAAACGCGCAAUACCAGUGUAGGGAGUAUUCUACAAUAGCUACCGUUGUUUGGGUUUGAACUACCUGAAAAUGAUAUCUUUAACUUGGAAGUAUUCUACAAUAAAAAGCUGCAGUGGUGUGGGUUUGAAUCACUGUAAAACACUUCGAAGUUUGGACCAUUUGUGUUGAAAGCCUCUUAUGCUGCUUUUCAUUACAGGCAUUUACCUAUGAUCCUAAAAUUCCAUCUGAACGAGAAGAAAUGGAGGACGUUUCAGUGAAAUGGUCCAUGGUUUUCUUCGCAUUGGGAAUAGGUAGUGGUGUCGGAAUAUUUCUCCAAGUGAGUUUUAUUGUAGAAGUUCUGUGGAUAGUAAUCUGUAUAGUAUAUGUUUCGGUUUGUGGGAAACACCAUAUGUACUUAUCAUUGCAAAGCUUUCGAACUAUUUUAUAGUUCAGGACUCUUGCCAGUGCUAUUUUAGUUCGUCUUGUCAAUUGAGGAUGAGAGUGAUGAUUGUAGUUCGCAUUUGAACGCCAAUUGUCAUAGGCUUUCAUUAACUUUGGUUUGGUUCAAACUCUUAUCAACUCUUGUUCUCAUUAAUCAGGGCUUGAGAGUAGAGAAAGCUCUUAUGCAAACUCUCGCUUGCCAACUCUCAUCAACUCUCCCGUAUCUAGAAUAAUUCUAUACAAAUUAUGCAAUAUUUGUACUUUUUGAAUCCUUUACCGGCUGAUAGUUUCAGCAAAUAUAAAACUAAUGUUAUUCCGAAACUUAAAAUAGAUGUGUUGUUAAAUUUGUACUUUUUGAGUCGACUAGAUUUGUAUAUUCCUGUAGAACUGGAUGUUUGCCAAAUCAGGAGAGGCUCUCACACAACGGUUACGAAAAUGGUCAUUCGUGGCUGUUCUCAGACAGGUACUGUUGUGUCAACAAAUACCAUGGCAUUUUUAGUGUAACGGUUGGGCUGGUCGUGAAAAUGUGAACCCCCUGAAACUGUAGACACACAUCUCCUUAAAAACUGCUCAUGUGAUAAAGCUGAUCUAUCUGUGACUAAUAUUUAGUCAAAAUUUUAAGAAGAUUUCCUCACAAGAUAUUUUUUUGCUUCAGGAAAUUUCCUACUUUGACAAACCGAAGAACAGCACAGGAGCUCUGUGUAGCAGGCUGUCCACAGAAGUGUCCGCAGUUCAAGGGGUAGGUAGAGAUGUUAGUCUUCUUAAUUGUUUACACAGAGCCGUGGUUGCUAUUAUUACACUACUAUUAUAACCUCUAUUAUAAAGCAGACAACUCCGUUAAACAGACACAUUGUGAGGUCCCAAAGGUAUCCGUUUAAUAGGGAGUUAAACUGUUGCUAAAAUAUUGUAUACGAACAUAUGUCCUUGUGCUUUCCUAGGCAACCGGUUCUCAGUUGGGCUUCAUUUCAUCCAGUCUUGUAUCCGUUAUUGGAGGUCUGCUUGUUUGCUUCGUCACCAGUUGGAAACUAAGUUUAGUGAUGACGUCAUUUGCACCUCUUAUGCUAUUGUCUGGGGUGUUUUUCAUGACUGCUCUGGGCGCUAGUACCCGAGGAAAUCUGGAAGAAGACGCGGGCAAGGUAAUCCGGGAGUCUCGGAGCGAAGUUGAUCUUGGAGUCGUAAUAAGAAUAAUUUUAUCUAUGCUGGAUACAAUAAAUUAAAUCAACUUUAUUUCUACUGGAUAGCUCUAUCAGUUUUAAAAUGAGGUCCAGUAAGGGCCAUCCCAAAGCCUGAGGUGUAGAGUCAAACUGUGACCAGUUAUCCCACAUGUGAGUGAGGUGAAAUUAUAAUCAGACAAGCGUAUAUUACAAGAAUCCCGCACGUCGAGAUGAAGGGUGCAUGUAGCAACCGCUGUGUCAUCAAUAGUGGAAUGUUCGCUGUGACUUUGUACACUAGCAAAACAAUGUUCUUUGUUUCCCUUACAGGUCGCAGAAGAGACAUUAUCCAAUAUUCAAACAGUCGCAUCUUUAGGUCGAGAGGAGGAAUUCUUUGAACGAUAUCGUACAGCAAUGGCCGAGCCUUACAGGUGAGAAUUAACCGUCAUCGUAAACCUGGAGGUCCAAUAGCUUAUCGUUUCGUAUUAAUUUGCAAACCUUUCAGGAGAUAAAUAAUCUACUAACGCAUGUGUAGGUCCAUUGCCUGUCCAAUUCACUGACCCGCAUAUCAAUUAUAAAUGCUUUGUUAUUCAAUGCUUACUGUACAUUAUCAUAGCAGUGAUAACUAAGCAUGUUCGUUACCUGAAAAUAUGAACAGGGUGGCAACGGACAUAAUAUACACGCUCCCUAGGGAUAUAGUUAGUGACCACAAAUAAGCCAAUGACAUUUAGUUUAAGCACCAGCUAUAUAUAUCAAACAUGUGUUAUGAAAUUGUUGGUUUAUUAUGUUUAUUAUGUUUAUUAUGUGUUAUGAAAUUAUGUAACUUUUAUUUUAUUUCCAAAUAGAAAAGCAAAGAAAAUUUGCCAUUUUGCUGGUCUGGCAACUGGGUCCACUUUCUGUAUUGUAAAUCUAACUUUUGCUGCUUCGUUUCGUUAUGGCGCCACGCUGGUGGUAGACUAUGACAUCACGCUGAAAGACAUGAUGACGUAAGCAUUUGUGUUUCAAAUAAGUCGGGAGGGAGAAAGGCAGGAUGGGGGAGAGAGGAGGGAGGAAGGAAGGGAGGGAAGAAGGAAGGAAUAAGGGUGCUGUUAAUUCUGCGGGUAUUGUUAAUUCUGCCGGUAAAGCUUUUUCUAACAUUCAAAUUUUAUGAUAUAGUACGGUGUUCACGUAUCUCUCAGUCGGCUUGAUUGCUGGUCAAACCAGUUCCAUGACGCCUGAUUAUUCCAAAGCAAAAAUCGCCGCACAGAAAGUAUUUACAUUUAUUGAUUCUGUUCCGUCCAUUGACAACCAAUCAGAAGAGGGUUUGAAACCUGUAAGUAUGAUAUUAGUCUAAAGACGAGAGAUCCAUAAGAUGUAUUGUUUAUGAGAUAUUUCGAUUCUUGCAGGAGAAAUGUAAAGGCGAAAUCAAGUUAAAUGAAGUCGGUUUCAGAUAUCCAACUCGACGUAAAAUCAAAGUAUUACGUAAUCUGAAUGUCACCGUGAAGCCAGGUCAGACUGUAGCAUUGGUUGGUACAAGUGGUUGUGGCAAGAGUACUACCAUCUCAUUGGUCGAACGGUUUUAUGACGUAAGCUCCGGAAGUGUGGUAAGAUUAAUUGUUUUGAUGCAAGGAUCACGAAUUUAAUUAGGUUGUCAUUUGCUGUAUAAGUCUUGACAGUUUUCAAGGUGACCGCCAACUGCUGUCUUUUAACGCUUAUUGAAACCCACAAAGUGUUUGUAAGUUAUAGUGCUUCAACUACUUUUAGACAAUGGAUGCUCAUAAUGUAAAAGAUCUGAACAUCAAAUGGUUACGUCAUCAAAUUGGUAUAGUAUCUCAGGAACCAGUGUUAUUUGACAUGACCAUCAGAGAAAAUAUUGCUUAUGGUGAUACUACAAGAGAAGUCAGUGAUAAAGAAAUUGAACAGGCUGCCAGGUCAGCCAAUAUCCAUCAGUUUAUUGCGAGCUUGCCAAAGGUGAGAGUUUUUUUUAUGGUAAGAGAGAUUAAAGAGGAAGAAGGAAGGGAGUGAAGGGGGAGGUGGGGAAAUAAGGAGGGAAGAGAAAAACAGGAGGUAAGAAAGAAAAGCAGGGAGGGAGGGGAGGAGGAAGGGAUGAGGUAAUAAAUGGACGAAUGGAGAUAAGGGAGGAGAGGAAGGAAUGAAUAAAGGUGGAGGGGCGGGGACAAUGGGAAGUGAGAUGGUGGAAAGGAUAAAAUGGGAUAAAUAUGGGAUGAAAGGAGGGAAAAUGGAAGGAAGGAAAGAAAGGAGAGAAAGAAUGGACAUUCAUUAUAAACUAAUGUAGAUCUGGUGAAUCAUUCCAGGGUUACGACACGAUGGUGGGUGACAAGGGUACUCUUAUAUCAGGAGGACAAAAACAAAGAAUAGCCAUUGCACGAGCAUUGGUUCGUGAUCCUAAAAUACUUUUACUGGAUGAAGCAACUUCAGCCUUGGAUACGGAGAGUGAAAAGGUGAAAUGCUACUUGUUGAAACAUUUAUUCAAGGCAUUUCUUCUGGAUUGUCUACACACUGAGUGAGACAGUGCAGUGCAUGAUGAUUAAAGAUGGUUAUUGGAGGAACUAAAAUUGUUCUCUUUGUGUAUGGUGGCAACAAUAAAACGCUCACUCCAAUAAGUGUCAAUACAUUUGAAUUUAGCGCCAUAUGUGACACCAUAUCGCUAACUAAAACCCACCCAUAAUGUCUUUUUACAGGUAGUGCAACAAGCCCUGGACAACGCAAGUGUAGGUCGAACAACAUUGGUAAUAGCACAUCGUCUGUCAACCAUUCAACAUGCGGACUGUAUUGUUGUAAUCAGACGAGGUCGGGCUGUAGAACGUGGAACUCAUGAACAACUUCUGGCUAUGAAAGGAAUUUAUUAUGCUUUACAUAAAGUACAAUCCAUAUCUCAGAAGUAGGUCUUUCAGGAAGACUGCAAGAACAUGAUGGUCGUAUGGUAUGCCACGUAUCAUAUUAAACAUUCAGGAAGGCUUUUAUUUGACAACGUACAGAGGGGCAUGUUUUGCCUAACAAGUUUCCACAGAAAAAUUCUCUUGAACACAGUUUUCUGUGACGAGUUUUCCUUAAGCCUUGCACGUUGUCCUUAAGCCUUGUGAAAUGAUUAUCGAGGGUUUGCUGGAGUACUUCAUGUAAUGUUUGUAGUUAUUUGUACUUCGUUAGGGUUAGAUAAAAAAAUUAUAUAUGGAAAUUUAUAUGGAAAUGUUUAAUUAAAAAGGAAAAAAUGAAAAUACGUAAGCAUUUUAUAUCAUAGAUUGUAUGUCUUCUGCUCACAGACCAUGCUAUAUGUCAAGGUAUCUUCAAUUUCUUAUACACUGGUUGUAAAUUAAAGUCGGGAGUCUUACAUAUUUUCAUCUUCAUCGCGAUUGUAGGGGUUUGGGAGUAUUGUGAGGCAUCUUUCACCAAAUCUAAAUGAGUAAAUGGAUUUUGCUUAUUAUUGGGAAAAGGCAUUUUCAAUCCUGGAAAACAGCACACUCCAUUCCAGAAUUGGAAAAGGGGCAGUUUUUUAUUUUGAAAAAAAGUGUGGCCACCCCCCCUCCCCCCCCAGUUCCACGGCCCUGCCGAUAUUGUUGAAUGUUAAUAUACAGGGUGUCCCCAAAAAAACGCAAAACCAUUGUAAAAUAUUGACAAGGGUGCAUAUAUUAAAUAUUGACUUAUUAAGAAAUUAAAAUAUCUUUGUAAAGCGCACGAUUUUCUGCUCUUGGGAAUUAAAAAACAGCUUCUUAAACGGUUUCUUUAUGCAUAAAAUUUACUUACGUCAUUCUUUGGGUUCAGCAGAGUGCUGAGGCACUAAAAUUCUAACAAUACGUUAUUUCAAUAGUUAUCGGGGGUUUUGGGACACCCUGUGUACAGGGUGUAUAAAAAAAAACGCAACCUCGGAAUUUCCUAAGAAAUCACUUUGUAAUUCUUAAGCAUAAAAGAUUUUAGGCCCCUGGGAAUUGAAAUGGAAUUGCUAAUACAGGGUGUCUCAAAAAAACCCAAAAUCAUUGAAAUAACGUAUUGUUCGAAUUUCAAUGCCGUAACACAAAGGAUUUUGACAGGGUGAUUAAUUUGUUUUAAAAAAUUAAAAUAUCUUUGUAAAGUGAACGUUUGUUUGCUCAUGAGAAUUUAAAAAUGCUUCGUAAAUUCGUGGGUUUAGUACUUUAUGCCUGACAUAACAAGUUUACGCUGAGUAUUACCAUUCAUUAUAGCAGUUAUGUCAAUCUUUUAUGCACUCGUGGGAUUAACUUAGUGCUAGGGCAUUGAAUAUCGAACAAUACGUCAAUUUCAAUGAUUUGGGGUUUUUUUGAUACACCCUGUAGACAGACGGAUAGUACCACCAAUUAGUAUUGAAAAGCAAUGGAAUUUAUCGCAAAUUUGCAAUUAUAAGUGCCAUUGUGCUCGCUGUCUAUUGUCAGGUUUCUGUUGUGUUGAAUUUUAUGCUGGUAGUUAAAUUUUCUUGUCGUUUUUAUCCACGGUUAGUGACAGUUGAACGUCUUCACCAGACUACACCUGCAUGACAAGUACCACUAGCACUGCUACAGUUUGAUCCAAUAUGGACGAGGUAUGUACAACGGCUGUAAAAUUUUAAAUAUUAAGUGCAUGUACAGUGUAACUAUAUAAUUGUGUAAAUACUGUCAUACUGUUGGGCAUCCAGAAUUCGAAUUCCUUUGGUGUGCUUUGCCGUAGAAUUAUUUUAUAUAUACAAUAGAUACCAUACAAAUUUUAUACCGUUUGUGAAACUUAUAUAAGUAUUUAGCUUUGUAAUACGCUAUUUCUUGAAUGUACUGUUUUAACUAUGUUGUAUUUUCCCCACAUGGCAAGGUAUAUGUCAAAUAUCAGUAAGCUGCCUUGGCUAGGCGGAAUGUGUAAUAUAUACUUCAGUCUUUAUUAUGUUUCUCAAACAUGGAAAUGCUACCCACUUGACCCACUUCAUCAACUAUGAUUAAAUGUUUGUCCACAUGUUUUGUAGCCAGAGCUUCUCGUGAUUAUGGGGAUGCAGACUUUCACAUGGUCCGCUUUAUUGGCACGGGACGUUUCUCAGCCUGUUUAACAUUUGAAUGAACGUAUUUUAUUUUCAGUUCACAUUGGUUUGCAUAUCGGUUUAUCAUGGCUUCGGAGAAAACACAGUUACUGCUGCCAUCGGGGAAGCAUGAUACGUCUACUCCUGAGGUCAGAUUUGCACCUGCAGAUGAGUAAGUUCAUGUUUACUCUUUUCAAUUAUAAAUUUGUACUGGACUGACCACUGUGUCACUAGGUCAGACAUGAUCAGUACAAGUUCGUUGUAAGUCACCUUCUAACAACCAUUUUUUUUAAAAUUUCUUGUAGAAAACAUGAGAAAAUUUCCAUGGUGCCAUUUAAACAGUUGGUAUGUUGUUAUCUUGGUUGCAUUUCCAUAACAUCGUACCACUGUCAUCUGUAAUGCUGUACCGUUCAUGUCAGUGUUAUCAUCAUUAUCAUGGAGUGACGUUUCACAUAAUGACGUCAUAAUCUUCGAGUGACGUCAUUGCUACCAUUGUAAAGUGACGGCAUUAUCAACACAAUUAUAAAGUGACGUCAUCAACUCGUCAUAUUGAUAUUACCAUCAUCGUAAUUAUAACGUCAUCACAAUUAACAUGAAAAAGGUCAUGUUUAUAAUGUACCUCAUUGCUAUUGUUACAGAAUGACGUCAUCCUCACUCUCAUAAAAUGUCGUCAUCAAUACAAUCAUGACAUGACGUAUUUACGAUGAACAUAAAGUGACGUCAUCAACGUCAUAAUCGAGUGACGUCAUCAACUUCGCCAGACAUGACGUUAUCCCAUCAUAAAAUGACGUGAAGCCCGUCACGUUAUCUAACUGGCUAACGUCUCAAUCACAUCAUAAAGCCUAUAUUAUAUUAUGCGCACCAACGUAUCUUACAAUCACAUUCCACUUUUGUUUCCUUACAGUUCUGUUUCCGCGACAACGUUGAUGUUAUCCUCAUGAUCUUGGGAACAUUUGGAUCUAUAGCUUAUGGUGUUCUAGCUCCCACACAAUUUAUUCUCAUGAGAUCGGUCACAGAUGAUUUUGUAGAUUUUGUCCAGUGUCUACGAACGAACUGCACAAAUCCAGUUGAUCUCGAGGACAGCAUGACAUCCGUAUGCCUGUGGUACGUUGCGUUUGCCUUUCUGAAUCUCUUGUUUGCCUGGAUGGGACUAGGACUUUGGGGCCUGACUGCUGAGAGACAAGUCCACAAAAUGAGACUAGCAAUGUUCAGAAAUAUCAUCCAUCAGGAGAUUGCUUGGUUUGAUACUCAUCCAAGUGGCGAGCUGGGAACUAGGCUUACAGAGUACGUAUUAUUAUAUGUAGUACAGAGGCCUGUUGGCAAACUAAUCAAAGGCCGUUGAGGCCGACUCACGGAUGAGAUCAAAUGAAAGUAACAGAAAGAAUUAGAGCAUUUUUGCCAUUUGUAGUAUUUGUCGUGCUUCUUCAAUGGUGCGGCUUUCGCCAAAUCAAAGAACGAAAGUCCCGAUUCGCAGGCAAACAGUGCGCGCAAAGCAGGCUGGUCAUUUCCCAUUGUUUAACUGCCCCACACUCAAGUAACCACAAAGACUCACAGAUGUUGCUUCGCAACAUCACAGAGUAGAUACAUAUGUAUCUACUCUGUGGCAACAUUAGCGUGAGUCAAAAACAAGGAAACCCAUUCAUCCAGGGAUGUCCUGCAGUGGUCAAACUGGACGCAUUCUCACAUUCUUCCCUGAUCAAACGAGGAUGAGAAUUGAAAAGAGAUAAUUUUUCAUGACUGCUUUGUCAACUCUAGUGCCCUGCUCAAACGAGAACAAGAAUUGUAUGAGAGUUGGUGAGAGUGAACUAGAUAUUACCUGUCAAACGAGCAAAAACUCAUCAAAUGGGGUGAGAGUGGACCUAUUCCCCAAUGAACAAAAUUUUGAUCUAGACAAGUCCAGACAAAAAUUUUAUCACGGCUUGAAAGAGCAUCACAAAAUUAGUAAUAUUCCGAAAUUUCGUUGCGAAAUGUUGUAGAAUGCGGAUAAUAUAGCCCUGCGAAGUUGCCGUUUUUCAGUCGCAUUUUGUAUUACGCACGGGAAAUUGAUACCUUUUUUCAGAAAGUGGUAUCAUUAUCAAUUUCCCUUGCGUAAUAUAAAAUGACUGAAAAACGGCAAAUUUCGCAGUGCUAUAUUAAGCAUGCAAAUAUUAUAGGCUGGAAUGGAACCUCGCUCACAGAGGCGAAACACGCACCAAGCAUGUGCAAGCAACAUCUUAAAUUUUCCUUCAGGGAUUUAAAUAAACUCGCCGAUGGCAUUGGCUCAAAAUUUGGUCGACUUAUCUGUAGCUUUUCUGCAUUCAUUGCGGGGUAUAUACUGGGAUUUUGCUAUUUGUGGAAAAUGACGUUGGUUAUGCUGGCAGUGUUACCUGUUAUUGCACUAAGUGCUGGAUUACUUGGAAAGGUAAUGUGCAAACAAAACACAACGCGGUAUUUUUUAAUCUGAUUUUUACCAAAAUUCAACAAAAAGAUGUAGCCAUCAGACCAGGGUGUCCACGGGCCUUGAAAAUCCUGGAAAGUCCUUGAAUUGGAAAACAAAUUCCAGGUUAACCUCCAGCUGUGCCAAUAUUAGUGAUUUUGAUUAAAAUUACUGAAUAAAGUGAAUUAUUUUCAAAGAUUUUUCCCAGUUCUAGGUCCUUGAAUUUACUGAAAAAGGGCCUUGAAAGUCCUGGAAAAGUCCUCGAAUUUCACCUUCACCAAAGGGUGGACACCCUAUCAGACACAAACAACGGCAGCUUAUUGUAGAAUACUACUGCCUGCAGUGAUACACUACCUUUAAAAGCAAACAAACAAACAAACAAACAAGUCGAUAAACCGAGGUAGAUAUAUAGCAUAUCGCGUCCACAAACCUACAGAACAACAAAUUACUCAACUCUGUUGUAGAUUAUCGGUGGUUUUGCUGCAAACGAACUUGCUGCCUACUCGAAAGCCGGAAGUGUAGCUGAACAAAGUUUUUCCUCAAUCAGAACUGUCGCUGCAUUUGGUGGAGAGGCAGAGCAAACUAAAAAGUAACGUAUAAUUUACAUAUUUUUAAAAGUAUUAAGGCAAGGCUGGCUCUGUCAGUUCUUAACUGUUCUCCUGAGGUUGUAGGGUACGCGUAAAAAGUAUGAGCCUGCUGUUUAACAGGAUUGAACAAUGUUGCGCUGUUGUUCGGAUGUAACAAUAUUGUUCAAUAUUGUUGACAACUGUGAACAAUGUGGGCAGCACAACAUUGUCCAAUCCUGUUUACAUCGAUAUUGCAACAACCUGAUCGUUUUUAGCUGUAAGCUGUACACAUCAUGACACUUGCUAGGAAGAUGGCGGCGUAACACUAAGUAUUACCCAAGUGACGAAUUAUCACGCGAGCACACUUGACACUUGCCAGGAAGACGGCAACCGUGGGGCAACUUUUUUACUGAAGUUAGACAUCUGGUCCAUACUUACUGAAAUAUGUGGCCAUGAUUUGCAAUGAUUCGUUAUCAAAAUGCUGACGCCAUGGGCCUAGCCAGUGCGCUUAUGAAAGGCAAUCACCCCCUGACGUCCACAGUAUACAUAAAAUUUAAUUUUGAACAGUCUGUACCAGGCAAGGUAAUGCCAAUAAGUGGUUGGUAGAGAUACAACUACCUGCGGAAAAUUACAAAGAGAAGUUCGACGUUUCUAACCAACUUCCGGACGAAGAACCUUCGCUCGAAGUGUCGAAUUUCUCCUUGUAUUUUCAGAUAGUUACAUCUCUACCAUAAAAUUUAUAGAAUUUAUAAAUUUUCGUUUCGUUUUAGGUACGACAUUCAUUUGACUAAUUCUUGUAAAUUUGGAAUAAACAAAGGACUUGCAGUUGGUUUUGGCUUGGGAAUAUUUCAAGUGAGCUCUCUUGGAAACUACGCUUUAGCGUUGUGGUAGGAUAUUUUUAAGUCGCCACCUAAAUAUUUUGGUGCAAUUUUUCCAAGUCAGUUUAAAAAUGCUCCAAGCCCUUUUACUUUCAUCCACAAAAGUCUACAUGUAUAGUGCGAAUUAAGUACACAUUUUGAGCAGUAUAAGAACCCUUGAACGUCUCAAAUAUAUUUUGCAUUUCUCCUAAAUAUUCUUUCGGCUAGUGAAAACCGUUUUUUCUAUUUUUCGUCAGGUAUGGUAUAAGGUUGGUCAGAGAUGAUGAAGUAGAACCAGGCGAUGUUUCUAGUGUAUGUACUGUUGUAGAUGCAGGAUUAUUUCUCUUUUUUCUAUCUGUUCCGACCGGAGGAAACCGAAAGAUUUUUCCUAUCUCACUCUCUCUCUGUAGGUGUUUUUCAUGGUAAUGGUGGGUUCGGUAAUGCUAGGACAAGGAGCUCCCUGUAUGGAAGCUUUGGCUGGUGCCCGAGGCGUCGCCUCGAUCAUCUUCAACAUUAUUGACAGAGUAAGAAUCUCUUUAUUUUGUGAUAGCUUUCACUCAGGUGUAACUGAAUUUAAUCCCCACAAUCCUUGUAGGUUGAAAGUACCAGAACGGUGAAGCUGUACCGUUACCAUUGUUUUAAUAUUUAGAACUCUGCAAUCGACCCAUCAUCUGCUGCAGGUAUGAAACCAGAUGUCAUAGGUGAUGUGGAAUUUCGAGAUAUUGAUUUCGUCUAUCCUUUAAGACCUACUGUGCAGGUAGUACAGAUGUUAUUUUUCAAAAUUUGGUUUACGUCACAACACAGCAGGUUCAAUUCCUGCCUAUAGUUCCAUUUUUCGCAACCACACAGAAAUAUGUAUUAAAGGAAUACCGAAUGGUUUUCCGUGCAGGAUUGCGUGAUCCAUGCAUGAGGGAUGUCGCGAGACUUUCGCAAAGCGUAAAAAUACUCGAGCCGCUGCAGGCGAGUGUAUUUUUACGCUUUCCGAAAGUCGAGCAACAUCUCAAGUAGUCGAGCAACAUCCCAACUGUAGUUAUUAUAUAAAUAUUCGAAAGUCGAGCAACAUCCCAACUGUAGUUAUUGUAUAAAUAGUUUUUCCAUCUACAAAAACCUUUCAACAUUAUAUUCCCUGGCGACAGCUCGAAAAUACUAAUCCGAUUUUCUGUAUACCAGAUUUUAAAAGAUUUCAGUCUGAAAGUUCCGCAUGGUAAACGUGUCGCUCUUGUCGGAGAAAGUGGCUGUGGGAAAAGUACUGUCGUUAAACUUAUCUCCAGAUUUUAUGAUCCUCAAAAAGGCUCGGUAAGUCUGCUACGUGUAAGGCAUACCGCGGUAUUGGUGUCCAAACUACGAAUUUGUAUGUACGAUGCAGCUAUACAUGAAAAAUGUUAAGAGAAAUUUGACAUUUUGAACGAAGGCCCUAGCCUCGUCUGAAUAUGCCUCCCCCCUCAACUCAAUAACCUGGUUUCAUUGACCCCCCCCCCCCCGCACUAACACUAGACCAAUAGGGGAGGCUGCUUAUGGUGUACCUUUAGAAACUGGUGGAGAAUCCAAGAUAACAAGGUUAGUUUAGUUCAUGUUUCCCUACAGUUUAGUAAGACCGAACCAAUAGCUGUACCUCCAGAAAGAACCACUGUUUAGAGUAGCAUUAGUUUAGUUUAAGUAUACUUUUCGCAUUUAUUUCAGGUUUUACUUGACGGUCAGAACAUAAAACAUCUAAAUGUCAGUCACCUUCGAAGUCAUAUUGGUGUAGUGAGCCAAGAACCAAUUUUAUUUUCAACAACAAUUGCUGAAAACAUCGCAUACGGUCGAGAAGGAGUCACGCAACAAGAAAUUGAGAAAGCCGCCAUGGCUGCAAAUGCUCACAAUUUUAUCUCACAGUUUCCAAAGGUAACAGAACUUGAUAGUUUUGGAGUGCUGCUAUUGGUUGGUUUCAGUUAGGAAAUUGCAUUUUCAAGUCUUGUUUUUCCAUGCACUAGGGUUAUGAAACGUUAUGUGGUGAACGAGGUACACAAAUGAGCGGUGGUCAGAAACAAAGGAUUGCCAUAGCGCGAGCUUUAGUAAGGAAUCCCAAGAUAUUAUUGUUAGAUGAAGCCACGUCUGCCCUGGACUCCGUGAGUGAAGCUGUCGUACAGGAAGCUUUGGAUAGAGUAAGUGGUGUUUCACGUGAUAAACGUUGUAAAAAAUCCUCAUGUGCGAAAGGCAUGUGAAAAAUUGGACCGUCGCGUGAGUUGCAAAUUGAAAGGUUUCGGUAAGUGUUACGAUACGGCAGGAGAUGGCAGUCAACGGCAGAAAUGUUGACACUUGCAAGCCAUGCAAUCCAAAUACAUUUUUUCCCAUUUAUUUGUCGCGAAGGUGUAGGUGAUAUUCGAGUAGGUGAUAUGUUGAAAGUCUAGUUUCUGAUAGUGCUCAUUCAUCGGCUGAGUAAACCUAAUGUGAGUAAACAAUAGUUAAUCAAAAUUUAAAACAUCUUACUGCCUCUAAAUUUACUCAGCAAUGCUUGGUGGAGUCGUAUUGAAAUUAAACCACUCUUUUCACAAGCAGUUCAUGUAAAUAAUUUAAUCAAACAUACUGUACACUCGACAUUGUGCCACUAACUUUGUCAUAUUGUAUGUUUUACAAUAUGCGUUUAGGCAGGUGAAGGUCGUACAACAAUUGUGAUAGCACAUCGUUUAUCAACAAUCAGAAAUGCCGACAUUAUAGUGGUUGUGAAAGAAGGUCACGUGACGGAAACUGGAACUCAUGAAGAGUUGAUGGCGAUACCAAGUGGAAUUUACAAAACUCUUGUCAGAUUUCAGGUGCGACAAGAAAACUACAUUGCAGACAUGCGUACUGCAUAGCUGUACCAUUUCUAAAUUGUUCUCGCUAUGUUAUUUAAGGGCCGCUGGCAGAAUUAAAUAGGAAGCAUUCGUCUCACACAUGAAAUCAUAGUAAGACAACUGCAUAUUCAAGGGAAUUGAACCCCGGUCACAGAGAUAAUAAUAACAACACUUUAUUUAUUGAGGAUAAACAGAUAAAGUUACAACUUUUUUCCAAUCUGGUCCUCCUAAACUCUAUAGACACAACAACAAUAACAUUAAACAUGACUAUUUUCAGUACUUCCUAUAGGAGUAUGAACAAAUGAAAUCAUAGGUACAAUGUAAAGUAUUAACCAGUACUACAAUUCAGUUGUUCAUACCUCGAGAAAGCCCCAAUUUACUAAUUAGGCAAUUUUCUAACUAUGUCUAAAUUAUAUUUACAGUACAGUAUAACAAGUCGAAAUACGCGUUGACAUACAACUCACAAGUGUCUAAAGUGACAUUAUAAACAUGACAGUAUUUGACACUUUCUCCAUGUACGAACAACCGAAAGUAGAUCAUGCUCAGCUAAAACUGCAGGCAUGAAUUUCGGCAGUUCAUCAAGAAAGCAACCAACUUAUAGUCUUAAUAAAAGAGAAAACAUGCAAACAAGCAAACACUAAAUGUUCUUAACAGAGAAUACACUGUCACUGAUACUUAUUGGACUAUAUACUUAUAUUAAACAAUAUAUAAGAGAUGAAGCUAUAUCCACCAACCACUGAACUGACAAGAGAGAAAUGAGUGCAAGGACACAAUUUCUUAUUUUAUGGUACAAUUUUUGCUUGUGAACAGAAAGCUGUAGAUGACAGAUCUUAUAAUGAAAGCGAUGAUGUAGAAGAUGAUGUAGAAGAAGCCAAUCAACCUUUUCAACUUGAGAAAGGUAACGUAUUCAAGGUUUUUCUUUGAUAUUUGAGGGUCGACUGGCAGAAAGAAUUCAUAGACUCCUGUUGUAGAAUAAUUGUAAUAUCACUUUUGUUUCGCAUUUUUAGUGGAUGGUGCGUUUAAACUUGGAUCAUUUACAUGCAGCAGCAGUGUUGUUGGGCACACCAAGACAAUUGUGGUAAGAAGGUUUGGGGAGAAGAGAGAGGAGGAAGGGAAGCAAGGAUAGACAGGGGAGAAGAAAGUAAAGAAGUAGGGAAGGGAGGAGGGUGGGAAGGAAAGAAGAGGGAAGGGGGGAGGAGGAAGAAGGGGGAGGAUGGAAGUAAAGACGUAUGGAAGGAAUGAGGGAAGGGAGGAGGGUAGGAAAGAAAGAAGAGGGAAGGAGGGAGGAGGAGGAGAGGGGAGGAUGGAGGUAAAGAAGUAGGGAAGGAAUGAGGGAAGGGAGGAGGGUAGGAAAGAAAGAAGAGGGAAGGAGGAAGAAUGGGGGAGGAUGGAGGUAAAGAAGUAGGGAAGGAAUGAGGGAAGGGAGGUGAUUGGGAAGGAAAGAAGAGAGAAGGUGUGAGGAGGAGGAAGGGGGAGGAUGGAGGUAAAGAGGUAGGGAAGGAGUGAAGGAAGGGAGAAGGGUAGGAAGGAAGGAAGAGGGGAGGAGGGAGGAGAGGGGAAGGAAGUAAGAAGAAGGGAAGGAAGUAGGAAAAAAAGGGAGGACGAAUGCAAAAAGGAGGGAGUGAAGGAAGGGUAAGAGAAGAAGGAGACGAGAGAAAGAGAGAAGGAAGGAAGAAAAAGAGGAAGAGAAGGGAAGGAAUGAAGGAAAUAGGGACAAAACAACGGGAAGAGAAGAAGGAGGAGCCGGAAACUGAGGACAAAUUGUGCGAUCAGAAAAAGAAUAUUUGGUUCAAAAAGAUAAAAUUCAUUACAUUUAUUUUCAGACAGAUGAAAUUGAGGCUGUAAAACCGAUGUCGUUUUUUAAAAUCUUGAAAUAUAACUUGCCCGAAUUCUGGUACAUUGUGAUUGGCUGUAUUGGUAGCGCAUCGUAUGGAGCGUGUCCUUUUGUCUAUGGCAUUGCCAUGGGAGGUAUCUUUGAGGUUCGUUCGUUUUUCGUAUGUUACUUCUGUAUUUUCUUCACUUUGUGUCCAGUGCAGGUAGUACUCUACAAUAAGCUGUCGUGGUUUAUAUCUGAACUGCCUCAGAAAGAUAUCUCAAACUGGGGGUUCAGUGGAGGCAGUAUUCUACCUGUAAAAAAUAUCUCAAACUUGAGGGUAUUCUAGACAUUCAACAAUAAAAAGCUGCUGUGCUGUGGGUUUGAAUCACAUGCAAAACACUUCGAAGUUUGACCGAUUACCUGGAAAUGGAUCAUUUCUUAUCUUAUGCUACUUUUCUUUGCAGACAUUUGCCUAUGAUCCUAAAAUUCCAUCUGAACGAGAAAAUAUGGAGGACGACUCGGUAAAAUGGGCCUCGGUUUUCUUCGUAUUGGGAGUAGGUAGUGGAAUUGGAAUAUUUUUCCAAGUGAGUUUUAUUAUCGAAGUUCUUUGGCGAUAGUAUAACGUACGCAUUGGUUUGUGGGAAACGCCACGUAUACUUAUUUUGGCAAAGCUUUCGAUCCGUAAGCCCGGAUCUUGUAACAAAUUGUAAUUUAUUAUAACAAAACACCUCUUUCAUGAUGGCCAAAACUCUUGCCAGUGCUGUUCUAGCUAGCUUUUGUGGAUAGUUCGUCUUGUUAGUUGAGGAUGAGGGUUGAUGAAGUUCUCGCCAACUCUGAGAAGGUUUGAUGAAGGUUUGGUUUCAAACCUCUGAUGAGGUUUUCUGCCAACUUUCAUCGGCUCUCAUGAACUAUGUUUGGUUCAAUUUUUGAUGAGAGUUUUCUCUACGCGCACGUAAUUUUGAGUGAACUCACAUCAACUCUCAUGCAACUCUUUUUCUCGUUUUACCGGGGCGUGAGAGUUGAGAAAACUCUUCUACAAACUCUCGCUUGCCAACUCUUAUUUGACCAAGGUUUAAGACACUGGGACACGUGGUCCGUAUCUACACACGUAAAAAUCUCUCACAUCUUGUAACAAGUCUGCCAACAAGCCGUCAACAAGAUGUAUUCGCACUGCUUGUCACAAGUUGUCAACAGGUUUGGAACAACUUGUUGACAACUUGUAACAACCGUGUUGAAAUUAUCAGACUUGUUGCAAGGUUGUUCCAACAAGCCCGAUACAGUCAUGAUAUAACAAGUUUGUUACAACCUUGUGUUGACAACCUUGUAACAUCUUUGUUACAUCAUGGCUGUAAAAAACUUGUUAGCACAGUCUUGUAACAAGGCUGAUAAUACCAUCAAGCUUGUUACAAGUUGUUAACAGCUUGUUUCAAACUUGUUACAACAAACUGGGAACAAGCAGUGCGAACACAACUUGUUGACAGCUUGUGAACAGACUUAUAACAACUUGUUUGCAGACUUGUUACAAGCUGUGCGUUUUUACGCGUGUAGUAUAAAUCUAUAGAUAAUUUAUGUGACAGUGUACUUUUUGAGUCAACUAGAUUUGUAUAUUCCUAUAGUACUGGAUGUUCGCCAAAUCAGGCGAGGCUCUCACGCAACGGUUACGGAAAUGGUCAUUCUUGGCUGUUCUCAGACAGGUACUGUUGUAUCAACAAGUACCAUGAAGUACCAUGAUUUUUGAAAUAAUAUUAGGGCUAAUUAUAAAAUGGUGAACCACCUAAAAAGAUGCACACACACAUCCCUUUAAAAACUGCUUUUUAGAUAAGGCUGAUCUAUCUAUGACUAAUAAUUAGUCAAAAUUUUGAGAAAUCGUUGUAGAUACCCUCACAAGAUUUUUUUUGCUUCAGAAAAUUUCCUACUUUGACAAACCGAAGAACAGCACAGGAGCUCUGUGUAGCAGGCUGUCUACAGACGUGUCCGCAGUUCAAGGGGUAGGUAGAGAUGUUAAUUUUCGUAAUUGCUUACGCAGGCCGCAGUUGCUAUUAUUACACUACUACUACAACCCCUGACACAGACACCUCCCUUAAAUAGACAAAUGUGUGAGGUCCCAAAGGUGUCCGUUUAAUAGGAGUUAAACUGUUGUUGAAACGUUGUAUACCAAAAUAUGGCCUUGUGCUUUACUAGGCGACCGGUUCUCAGUUGGGCUUCAUUUCGUCCACUCUUGUAUCCGUUGUUGGAGGUCUGCUUGUCUCUUUUGUCAACAGCUGGAAACUAAGUUUAGUGAUGACGUCAUUUGCGCCUCUUAUGGUAAUGUCUGGUGUGUUUUUCAUGGCCGCUCUGGGCUCUGUUACCCGGGGAAAUCUGGAAGAAGACGCCGCUAAGGUAAUCUGGAGUUGACCUGGGAGUCGUAAUAUUGUUGAAAGGGGGUGCGUUAUAGUGCUGGGAAAUACUCUUUUGAACUAAUUUUAUCUAUACUGGAUAGGUCCAUCAGUUUUAGGGGUUAUCCCUCAUCACCCCAGUGUUACAGCAGGGAAACAUUUACAAUAAAAGAAACUAACUUUGUUUACGCUGGAUAGCUCUAUCAGUUCUAAACUGAAGUUCAGUAAGGGCCAGAUCCAUUAUUAGUCCAGCGUUAUUACAGGACACCGGUGUACUCCGAAAAAAAGCUUGCGGUGUAGAGUCCAACUGGCCUGUUUUCUCGCAUGUGAAUGAAGUGAAAUUAUCAUCAGACACCUGGAUAUUGUAGGAAUUAAACCCCGGACGCCGAGUUGAGGGGUAUAUGCGCCAACAGUGGAAUAUAUUCGUUGCGACCUCGCAAAACAGUGCAAAGCAAAACACUAGCAAAACAAUGUUCUUUGUUUCUGUUACAGGUUGCAGAGGAGACAUUAUCCAACAUUCAAACAGUCGUAUCCUUAGGUCGAGAGGAGGAAUUCUUUGAACGGUAUCGUACAGCAAUGGCCGAACCUUACAGGUGAGAAUCAACUCUAUCCUUUUGUAGCAUGAUAUGAAUUAGAUGGCAACGGACAUAAGGAUGUGUUAUCACAUUGUUGGUUUAUUAGUCCAUUUUUUCUUACAUUAUCAUAACAAUGUCUAACUUUUAUUUUAUCUCCAUAUAGAAAAGCAAAGAAAAAUGUUCAUUUUGCUGGUCUGGCAACUGGGUCCAGUCUGAGGUCCAGACUAGAAAAUAUUGCUGCCCUAACAUUUUAAAAUUCUGGUAAUAUCGCGCACGAAAUAUUUCUCUUUCGUCUUCACCCCAAUCACAACCCGACCACUAUUGUACAUAAAACUGGGAAGGUCUCAGACAUUCCUUGAAUGUUUCCCAAUUUUGAAAAAAAGAUUCUCUAGUUGGCCUUUCGGAAAGGAAACCCUGUUUGCCCUCCUGGGCCUUAUUCUUUGUAAUUACGAAUAUUGAGGUGUGCGAUCAGGAUUGAUAAUUAUAGAAGAGAGAGUGUCUAACCCAAAAUAAUUAUUCUUUAUGUUGACGUUAACGCAAAGUAUUUCGAUUCUUGCAGGAGAAAUGCAAAGGUGAAAUCAAGUUAAAUGAAGUCGGUUUCAGAUACCCAACUCGACGUAAAAUCAAAGUAUUACGUAAUUUGAAUAUCACCGUGAAGCCAGGUCAGACUGUAGCAUUGGUUGGUACAAGUGGUUGUGGCAAGAGUACUACCAUCUCAUUGGUCGAACGGUUCUAUGACGUAAGCUCCGGAAGUGUGGUAAGAUGAAUUGUUUUGAUGCAAGGAUCAAGAAUUUAAUUAGGUUGUCAUGCAGCUGAUGGUCGUCAACCUAUAGCUGCUAUCCAAGUUUAAAAAUAAUGAUAAAUCUUUAUCGAAAAAAUGAUAAAACUGUACCGGUAGUUUAAUUUGCUAUAUAAGUCUUGACUGCUUUCAAGGUGAUCACCAUUUGCUGUCUAACGAUUACUGAAACCCACAAUCUGUUUAUACGUUAUACGCUAUAUUUUUAGACAAUGGAUGCUCAUGAUGUAAAAGAUUUGAACAUCAAAUGGUUACGUCAUCAAAUUGGUAUAGUAUCUCAGGAACCAGUGUUAUUUGACAUGACCAUCAGAGAAAAUAUUGCUUAUGGUGAUACUACAAGAAAAGUCAGUGAUAAGGAAAUUGAACAGGCUGCCAGGUCAGCCAAUAUCCAUCAGUUUAUUGCAAGCUUACCAAAG